CGAAUGUGGCCAGAGCUGGUGCGUUCAGCGAGCUUCAUCGCAACUACGCGUCACUCUGCUUCUGAGAAGGCUAUGAGAGAGAGACAGAGCAAAGAGGCAGGCAGGCAUAACCCGGAGGAGGUUGAGCGCUGAGUAGUAACAGCUGGAAUAAAUCAAUCGACCAUAACACAGUUGCCAUUAGCCUCACCAAUAUCAUGCAAGGUACACCGGCUGCUGCAAUAUCCAUCCACUUGGCACAGUAUUAAAAAGCUUCAGACAUGUUUAGACGCGCGCGGGCAGACGAUAUAUCGGCCAAAGAGGGCGAGAAGCACCUGGUCAGCAACAGCGCCAAGCUGGCUGAGGAGCAGCUGAACAAGCGGCUAGACAGCGAGAUCGAGCAGCUGAUGAACUCGUUUGGCGAAAUCCUGGCCAUCAGCAAGAUCCAGAACAGCGAAGGCACGGCGAUUGCACGGCAACGACUUGGUGCCUCAGCCGGCAUGGACGACGAUGACCACCCGGGGUGGCGCGGGCAGUCGGACUCGCAGAGCAAAGACAAAUACAGUGUUGCACAGGAGGCGUACAGUGCACAGACGCGUGUAGCGACCAUGGUCCGGACCAUCGAGGGACUGCUGGGCAUGGUUACUGAUAUCAAGCGUGCGUAUCUGGUCAACGAUGCGACGGCCCUGACAGAGAUGGCUACCCGGCGGCGCGGUAAGCUGGAUGAGCGGAGGCACAUCACUGAGCAGCGUGUCGAGGAGCUCAACUCGGCGCUGGAUCUGGCAGUCCGGGACCUGGAAAAGGUGUACUACAGCUCAAAGUAUAUCGGGUAGAAGAGACGUGUGGUAGAAAUAAACAGUGAGAGGGUAUAUGUAUCGAGACUCUAUUGUGCCUUUGCCGCGUGCUUCUUGCCCUUCCUGCCCAUGACACGCAGCAGCGGCGUGUUGUCUUCAUCCAGGUCGUCGUCAGCCUCCUCGCCAUCG
Linderina pennispora is the source of this 959-nucleotide messenger RNA. RefSeq lists its product as uncharacterized. Gene Ontology annotation, cellular component: mediator complex. The coding region runs from base 258 to 809 and encodes 183 amino acids. The record is from RefSeq and is a predicted model, not a curated record. The transcript has a single exon. Gene Ontology annotation, biological process: regulation of transcription by RNA polymerase II. Lineage: Eukaryota; Fungi; Kickxellomycota; Kickxellomycetes; Kickxellales; Kickxellaceae. Gene Ontology annotation, molecular function: transcription coregulator activity.